Molecule: messenger RNA, 2073 nt
Organism: Mangifera indica (mango)
Lineage: Eukaryota; Viridiplantae; Streptophyta; Magnoliopsida; Sapindales; Anacardiaceae
Product: arogenate dehydratase/prephenate dehydratase 1, chloroplastic-like
Exons: 11
Coding region: 421-1617 (398 amino acids)
Biological process (GO): L-phenylalanine biosynthetic process
Cellular component (GO): chloroplast; cytoplasm
Molecular function (GO): prephenate dehydratase activity; arogenate dehydratase activity
Source: RefSeq, a predicted model, not a curated record
GAUGGAUUAAGGCAAAGCUCCUUGUUUUCAUCUGGCCGUCUCGCAUCCUUACAAGAAGACACAACAAAACUAUUUCUCUAGAAUCUGAGGAAACGUGCGGCCAACAACAACAUUCUGUUUACCUACUGGUUUUUUCUCUGUUUCUGUCUAUAUUUAUAUAUAAAUAUUAAAUGUUCAAUAUCUAACUCCUAGCCCAAGUCUUUGUUUCUCGAAGUUCUUUCUGAAUUUGAUCAUUGCUGCACUGUACGCGUACAAAAUCCUGCGUGUGGGGUCCUUUACCCCAACAGAAAAAAACCAGUCUCUUGACAAUGUCAUUCUGGUUUCACCAAAACUCUUAAGCUUCACCAACCUCUUAAUUUGCCCGAAGCUAUAAACUUUGCUUUCGCAUUGCGCAAAUUGUUUGCAAAGUUUGCGACUUUAAUGGCUUCGAAGGCCAAUCCCAUCUGGGGUUAUGUUAAACCCUCACAUUUUCAUGUGGGUAUGCGGGAUUUGGGGUCCGGUCCUUGUGUGUUUGCUUUGGAUUUCAGGGGUUUGAACAAAUGGGAAUGUUGUUGUGUUGGUGUUUUAGCUCAAACUCCUCAGAGAGCUAUCACUCCUGUUGAGGAUGAGAAGCCUACACAUGGUGUGGAGUCCUCUGGGGCUAUUCAGCGAUCCUCUGAUAUUGAGUCAACUGGUUUUCAUAAGGAUUUGAAUCUUCUUCCCAAACCAUUGUCUGCAACUGAACUUUCUUCAUCUUCUUGUGAUGGCUCAAAAGUACGGGUUGCUUACCAGGGUAUACCAGGUGCAUACAGUGAGUCUGCUGCACGGAAAGCAUACCCCAAAUGUGAGACUGUCCCAUGUGAGCAGUUUGAAGCGGCAUUCAAGGCUGUUGAAUUGUGGUUAGUGGAUAAAGCAGUUCUCCCCAUCGAAAAUUCAGUUGGUGGUAGCAUCCACCGCAAUUAUGACUUGCUACUUCGGCAUAGGUUGCACAUAGUGGGGGAAGUACAGUUGGUAGUUAACCAUUGUCUUCUUGGGUUGCCUGGUGUAAGAAAAGAGGAGCUUAAACGUGUCUUGAGCCAUCCACAGGCACUUGCUCAGUGUGAGAUGACGCUAAGCAAGUUAGGUAUUGUCAGAGUAAGUGCCGAUGAUACUGCUGGUGCUGCUCAGAUUGUAUCUUUAAGUGGUGAAAGAGACACUGGAGCAGUUGCAAGUGCCGAAGCUGCGGAAAUCUAUGGUCUUGACAUUCUUGCUGAAAAGAUCCAGGAUGAUGAUGAUAAUAUUACCCGUUUUUUGAUACUGGCAAGAGAGCCUAUAAUUGCAGGAACUUGGAGGCCCUAUAAGACAAGUAUUGUUUUCACUCUAGAAGAAGGCCCUGGCAUGCUGUUCAAAGCGUUGGCAGUCUUUGCUUUGAGGGACAUUAAUUUGACUAAGAUAGAGAGCCGUCCACAGAGAAAGCGUCCCCUAAGGGUUGUUGAUGAUUCUAAUAAAGGGAGUGCAAAGUAUUUUGACUACCUCUUCUACAUUGACUUCGAAGCAUCUAUGGCUGAAGAGAGAGCCCAACAUGCUUUGGGACAUUUGCAGGAAUUUGCUCGAUUUCUUCGUGUUCUUGGUUGCUAUCCAAUGGAUACAAUUUCAUAGAUGGUUCUAUGGAAACCCUCCCUGACAUUGUUUUCUCCCAUCUUGAUUUACUGUCUGAAGAUAAACAAUUAAACUUCCAUUGCUGUGCUGUACAUACAUCUUCUGACCCCCGAGCUGAAGCCAGAGAUGGGAAACUGGGAAGAAGUUUGUGUUAGUUAUGGUAAAAGGUGAAAGUUUUCUGGGAGAGUUCUUUGGCUAUUUUUAGUUCUCAAUUCUUUUCUUCCUCCUAAUGGAGGUUGUUUGGAUGGUAAGUAGUAUUGUGAUGGGGUGCAUUGUGGGGUAGAAUUGAUAUACUUAUACUGCAAAUGUCAAGAAUCUUGUGAAUCUUAUCGCUUUGGUGAUUCUCCAAAUAAAAUAAGAGAUUUGGAUCCUGAAAGUGGUGAGGUAACUAUUAAAUAGUCUUACCCUUUACAGGUUAAUAAUCGCUGUCCUCACAGGCUGAACACUUUUUUUUUU